Epinephelus lanceolatus (giant grouper) is the source of this 1596-nucleotide messenger RNA. Lineage: Eukaryota; Metazoa; Chordata; Actinopteri; Perciformes; Serranidae. The record is from RefSeq and is a predicted model, not a curated record.
AUAUGUUUCCAUUUAGUCCAGUAAAGUCCGCAUUCACACUGCCAUUAUGCCAGCGGACCAAAGAAUCUACCUACGUCAUGACGUCAUUACCCAUAAGGGCUGCGCCGUCAGUGAUUGGCUUUUGGAUGAGUGUGCGUCUGACGUCAGCGCGUAGGAAGUGCUCUGAGGCAGGAAUAGUUUGUUUACCGUCUCCCACCACAAUGGAUCCACGGAUUCACUCCAUUCCACUGGCACUACUUUGGCUGCGCCUCCAGCAACAGCAACAACAACUACAAUCGCAAUACGCGAGACUAGUUCGAGUCAAACAGAUUCAUGUCCUGAUGCGCUUGCAUUUCCGACGUAGACAGGCAAGAAGGCGAAGAAGGCGAAGACUGCGAGCUAGCCUGCAGGCAUUAGCAGCGUUCCGGGGGAGGCAAACAAGGAACAUUUGGGUCAAACCACGGUGUCAUGAAUGGUGGCAGCAAGUGUGUGACAGCUGGACAGAAACUGAUUGGCAGCGGAACUUCAGAAUGACAAGAGCUACCUUCAAUGUACUGUGUAACAUUCUUCGAGGACAGCUAACCAGGCAGGAUACCAGAUUUCGCAAAGCGGUAUCAGUGGAGUUGCGUGUGGCAAUCUGCUUGUGGAGGCUCGCAACCAAUCUCGAGCUCAGAUCUCUCUCUCACCUCUUUGGUGUGGGAUUGUCAAGUGCCUGUUCCUUCACACAAGAAGUUGUCAGUGCCAUAAAUGAAAUCCUGGCCCCACAAUACCUCCACACACCUUCAGCUGCUGAACUUGAAGGAAUCGUCAGAGGAUUCCGUGAGAGAUGGAAGUUUCCACAGUGUGCUGGAGCUGUGGAUGGAACUCAUAUUCCCAUCCUGGCACCACCUAACAACUCAGCAGAUUAUUACAACCGUAAGGGGGUCUAUUCUGUUAUCCUCCAAGGUGUUGUUGAUCACAACAUGAAAUUUUGGGAUGUAAACAUUGGCUGGCCGGGGAGGGUUCACGAUGCCCGUGUGUUCUCAAACUCGUCCCUUUACCAACGAGGACAGAAUGGAACACUACUGCCAGGAAGGAGUGAAACCAUACAGGAUGUGGAUGUCCCUCUAGUUAUCCUAGGAGAUGCCGCAUAUCCACUGCUGCCAUGGCUAAUGAAGCCAUACCCAGAGGGCAGAGGGACAACACAGGCACAAGCGGCUUUUAACACCUGCCUGAGUCAAACCAGAAUGACAGUGGAGAGGGCUUUUGGACGAUUGAAGGGAAGAUGGAGGUGCCUAUUGAGGCGAUCAGACUUUGAGGUCAGUUUCAUCACUGACGUCAUCUUCGCCUGCUGUGUCCUCCACAAUUUUUGUGAGAGUCACAACGAAGAGUACAUCAGUGAUGAUGAAGAUGAUGAACAUGAUGGGAGACCAGACCCUGCUGACCAUUACAUUGGUGGUGACAGUGGGAAUAACAUCAGGGAUGCCUUGUGUACUUAUUUUUCUACUCUCUAGUUUGAGCAUAAUUCACAGUUUGAGCGUGUUUAUGUUGUUUGAUAUUUCUGUGUUCAGAAUUACACAAGUGUCAUAUUGUGCUAUGAGAGACAGCCCUCAGGAAUAAAUAUUUUUGUUUACCAUA